Messenger RNA from Perca flavescens (yellow perch), 3345 nucleotides. It is a transcript of the gene kcnq5a, whose product is annotated as potassium voltage-gated channel, KQT-like subfamily, member 5a. The transcript is spliced from 14 exons. Gene Ontology annotation, biological process: potassium ion transmembrane transport. Bases 424 to 3339 code for a protein of 971 amino acids. Gene Ontology annotation, molecular function: voltage-gated potassium channel activity. The record is from RefSeq and is a predicted model, not a curated record. Gene Ontology annotation, cellular component: voltage-gated potassium channel complex; membrane. NCBI's taxonomy places the organism in Eukaryota, Metazoa, Chordata, Actinopteri, Perciformes, Percidae.
ACUUAGAUGUCGAGAACACCUACUAACGCAGUGGUUCUGGUACUGCUGGCUGUGCUGCGCGCUUCAGCUGUCCGAUAACUAAAAGAGAAGCAUGGUUUGGGCAGCACCGGCAGGCUCCACACACUUUGACAGAAAGAAGCAAGACGGCGAGUGAGAGUUGGGGAAUAAACGGGAGGGUGGGAGAGCCCUCCCCCUGCCAAAUGUCUCGAUGGAUCCACUCCUUCAUAACCCCACUCUUCUCCAGCCUUGCGCAGAUGGCCAACGUGUCCAAACCGGACCGUGAAUCUGCUCACGCGGCCACAGGAUGACAAGAUGAGAGCAGAUUAGAAAUUGAACUCUUCUCCCACUGCUUUGUUCUAUUUGGUGUCUAGUGAAAGCCAAAGUAGUCAAACACCCAGCGCAAGAGCACUUGGCUCCAUAUGAAUGUCUGCCGGUCUCCCAGCGCACAGCGCUGGUGAUGCCAUGCCGCGAAGUCACACCGGCGAUGAGAGCAGCGGCACUGGGCUCUGGCUGAAGACCCCAACAGGACACCGGGCGCAGGACUACGCACUGAAAGAUGUGGAGUCUGGGCAGAGGACGAUGAAUAACGCGGUGCGGGUCGGUGACGGUCUCCUGUCUCCCUCCACGGCAGGUGCUGUGGGAUCGGAGAGGAAGCAGGGUGCCCGGCUCAGCCUGCUGGGGAAGCCGCUGAUCUACAGCGCGCAAAGCGGCCGCAGGAACGCGCGGUACCGGCGGUUCCAGAACUACCUGUACAACGUGUUGGAGAGACCGAGGGAAUGGGCUUUCAUCUACCACGCUUUUGUGUUCAUCCUGGUGUUUGGAUGUCUGGUUCUCUCUGUGUUUUCCACCAUCCCUGCUCACCAGGAAUUCUCCACACACUGCCUGCUUAUCCUGGAGUUUGUGAUGAUUGUAGUGUUUGGUCUGGAGUACAUCAUCAGGAUAUGGAGUGCUGGCUGCUGCUGCCGCUACCGAGGCUGGCAAGGACGCCUCCGAUUCGCCAGGAAGCCGUUCUGUGUUAUAGACAUCAUCGUACUCAUCGCCUCUGUUGCCGUGGUUUCAGCCGGUAGCCAGGGUAACAUUUUUGCUACCUCUGCGCUGCGUAGCCUUCGUUUCCUGCAGAUCCUGCGCAUGGUGCGCAUGGACCGCAGGGGAGGGACCUGGAAGCUGCUGGGAUCUGUAGUUUAUGCACAUAGUAAGGAGCUGGUGACUGCCUGGUACAUUGGGUUUCUGGUGCUAAUCUUCUCCUCCUUCUUGGUUUAUCUGGUGGAGAAAGAACUCAACCAGGAGUUCGCCACCUACGCCGACGCUCUGUGGUGGGGCACGAUCACCCUUACAACCAUUGGCUACGGUGACAAGACCCCACAGACAUGGACCGGACGGUUAUUAUCAGCUGGUUUUGCUCUGCUGGGGAUCUCCUUCUUCGCUCUUCCAGCUGGCAUCCUCGGGUCAGGUUUUGCCCUGAAAGUGCAGGAGCAGCAUCGACAGAAGCACUUUGAAAAGAGGAGGAACCCAGCUGCCAGCCUCAUUCAGUGUGUCUGGCGUAGUUAUGCUGCUGAUGAGAACUCGGUUUCCAUUGCUACCUGGAAGCCUCAUUUGAAGGCGUUGCAUACCUGCAGCCCUGCCAAGAAAGAGCAAGGAGAGACUACUUGCAGUCAGAAGUUGAGUUUUAAGGAGCGGGUCCGGAUGGCGAGUCCCCGUGGUCAGAGCAUGAAGAGCAGGCAGACGUCCAUCAGCGACCGCCAACGCUCUUCCCCUGGCAACGAGGUGGUGGGCGGCGCAGAUCUGAUGGGUGGCAGCCCUGCCAAAGUGCAGAAGAGCUGGAGCUUCAAUGAUCGGACCCGGUUUAGGCCGUCACUGAGGCUGAAGAGCCAGACUCGCACUGCUGUCCCAGAUGUGGACACAGGCAUGACCACAGAGGAUUCCUUUGAUGAGAGAGGCUGCCAUUGCGACGUUACGGUGGAAGAUCUAUCAGCUCCCCUCAAGGCUGUCAUCAGAGCUGUCAGGAUCAUGAAGUUCCACGUUGCAAAAAAGAAGUUUAAGGAGACGUUGCGUCCAUACGAUGUGAAGGAUGUCAUAGAGCAGUACUCUGCAGGACACUUGGACAUGCUCUGUCGCAUCAAGAGCCUUCAGACUAGGGUGGAUCAGAUUCUGGGAAAAGGCCAUGUUCCUGUGGAUAAGAAGAUGAGGGACAAACUGCACCCAGAUGGAGACUCUCUAGAGAGCAUGAGCAUGCUGGGACGUGUGUGUAAGGUGGAGAGACAGGUAACUUCCAUUGAAUCAAAAUUGGACUCUUUGCUCGACGUUUACCGCCAAGUCCUACACAAAGGCCCCACAGCACUCACACUCUCCUCCCUUCCCCUGUUUGAGCUGGACAACCACCAGCAUCGCAACUCUGACUACCAGACCUCCAUUGUUGGCAGGGAUCUACCCUCCCCCCAGAGAGGUGAUCCGGCUGGAGGUGGAAGAAAUAACAAUGGGGGCAUACGUCGUUCUCUUAGCGCCAACCCUAGAGGCCUGCGGCUCAUCCUGGCACCCGCUGAUGAUGACGGCCCCCCAGACUCAGAACCUCCAUCCUAUCCCCCGUCAACAGCCUCGCUCUCCCCAUCACCCCUGCUGCCUCCCGAUAGCCCCUACCCAACCUUGCUCACCCCCAACGGUAACUCCAAAACAGCACACUUUCCUGACCUCCCACCGCCACCUCCCUCAACAGGGGGUUUUACCCUCCGGCUGCCCCCCAUGAUGCAUCCCUCCCACCUCCGAUACUCCGCUGACCCCGUCCCAGAUGAAAGGACAGAUGGAGUGCCGGUGGAUGAGGGGAGCCUGGGCCCCUCUUUUGUUGUUGGAUCCAGUGUUGAUGCUGAUGAGGAAGGGGACAGUGAGGCAGGCCCUACCCAGGGAAGGGUGCAGCUGCAUGAGAAGACUGGCUUGAAAUCUGAGGGGGUUUGGAGGAGGCACAUGAGCCUGGAGCUUGAUCCCCUGCUGCUGCUCUCGUCUAGCCCGGAAGAGAAGCCUUCAGACUGGGAAGGCAGUCUUGGAAAAUCCCUCUCUGUGAACAAUCUCAACCAGCCUUCGACCAGCCAUGCCCCUGGUCUCGCCUCCGUGCUCAACAACAGCAGCAGCAGCAAUGGUAGCAAACGUGGCAAUGCCUACGGUGACCUUAGAAACUGGGAUGGAACAGAAUUCUUCAUUAGGGAGUGCAAACUAGAGCCAACAGAAGAACAUUUCAACUUACUGUCCCAGGGACCUGACAGCAUCCCCUCAGACCUUUUACAGACUGUGGAGGAGGCUGCACCUCACCCUGAGUUUCUCAGUCAGUCCCCACACGUACAGCUGGCAUAACUCUAC